Ostrinia furnacalis (Asian corn borer) is the source of this 1404-nucleotide messenger RNA. RefSeq lists its product as uncharacterized. The coding region runs from base 239 to 1147 and encodes 302 amino acids. The record is from RefSeq and is a predicted model, not a curated record. Lineage: Eukaryota; Metazoa; Arthropoda; Insecta; Lepidoptera; Crambidae. The transcript has a single exon.
UAGCGGACGUGUGCAUCAUCGCUCUAAAUUCUGUCAAAAAUAUUAAUUUGUGUGCAAAGUGAAUUACGGCUUAUUGCGGUACACAUACGGUCCUAAGUUGUACUCACUACCAGUGGCUGUUAAAUCGUUGCGCUCCUGUUGUGAAAUUGUGCGAGCGGUACAGAUAACUCCAUCUCACUCAACUACGCAUCGUGGACUGCUCUCACCCAUACUGACCCGUCCGAAUCAGAACAUAAGGAUGAAUUUGGUACAUUCGCCGAACAAGAAGGGAUCCUCGGAUGCGCAAGUCACGCAGCGUAAACGUAAACAACAUGCAUUAGAUGACGAUCUGAGAAAUGAGAUGACCGAAUUUAGGACGGAAAGUAUGUCUUUCCUAAAAGAUUUCCGGACGGCUCAUGACCAGGAUGUAAAAGAUAUGCGCUCUGAUCUUAAUGAAAUAAAAAAUGAUAUCUGCUCAUUGAGAACAGAUAUGCAUAAAAUGAAGGAAGAACACUCCAACUUCAAAAAAGAAUUAAGCAGUAUUGUGGAUUCUAUUGAAUACCAGUCAAAGGAGCAGAAUGAUCUUAAAUCCUGCGUUGACUUAAUGAAAGAGGAUUUGACUUUAUUAAAAACAACUGAAAACGAAUUGGCUGAAUGUAAAAAACAACUUGGCGAGUUAACUGAGGAGUAUCAAAUUCAACAGCAACGUGAACGACUGAAUAAUUUGGAAAUCUCGGGCAUCCCAAAAUCACACAAUGAAAAUCUCUCUCAACAUUUGCAUCAAAUAUGUCAAGUUCUUGGCCUAGUACUGUGCGCUGACGACAUAAUUCACAUUCACAGAGUACCUACCCGAGUAUCAAAUAAUCCGAAGCUUAUCAUAGUCAAGUUUAAAUCACAACUGAUAAAGGAUUCGAUAAUAUCUGCUAUACGCAAGAAAAAGGCACUCACUACAAAGGAAAUAGGGAUGGGAGGAGAGGACCGUCGCAUCUACGUGAAUGAACACCUCACACCAUAUUAUAAAGCACUAUACAGGAAGACCCGUGAGCUGGCGUCCAAAUCUUCGUUCCAGUUUGUUUGGAUUCGUAACUGCAAAAUCUACGUUCGCCGGAACGACACAUCGCCCUCGUUUUUCAUAAAAACCCAAAAAGAUUUGGAAAAACUGAAGUGAAACCAAAUGUAUUGAGGAGACCUCCAUGUACUUGUAUCCUUUGUUUAUAUUGUGUUCAUAGCUAUACCUAUUAUAAUGAUAGUGUUCAGCCUACUAUAAAAUGCUCGAACGUCGAUGCACAAUGCAUAGUUAUCAUAUUCUCUUAUAUAUUUAAUUUCUAUUUAGUCUUUUAUUUAUCUGAGGAAGAAACCUACAUAAAAUUAAUAUAUAUACAUCCAUUAAUAUAUAUAUAUAACCGAUGCUAUAAUCCUUUAUUG